Arctia plantaginis is the source of this 795-nucleotide messenger RNA. The record is from the annotation of a GenBank genome assembly. NCBI's taxonomy places the organism in Eukaryota, Metazoa, Arthropoda, Insecta, Lepidoptera, Erebidae.
AUGGCAAAGUUGCGGGCAAGAGGUAUCAUAGGACUUCUGAUUGGUCUUCUGUUGCCUCAACGCUAUGUUGAACUGGAGGUGUGGCCCCGGUCCGAGGAGUACCCCAACUGGAACCAGCCUCUGAUCCACAUACGCUCCAACGAUCCUGGCAGCUGGCUCCACUGGUACAGGAGACUCAAUGACUUCCUUAAAGAAUACGAGACCACUGUCCCCGAAGACCCGCCCCGCGCGCCUUGCUCCGUCUACAACCGUCUUGAUCCGCACAGUCGUUCAGACCCUUGUGACAUAGCCAUGAGAAUAUGGGGGCCGUGCUCUGCCGACAAUUUCUAUGGUUACGUAGAGGGAAAGCCUUGCGUGUUUCUUCGGCUGGCUUAUCUCCACUACUGGGUGCCUCAUCCUUACAACAUGAGUACGUCCCUGCCUAUACCUGCAGAUAUGCCUAACCACAUUAAACAAGCUAUGCGUUUCUACGACACUCGUCAAUACGGCGAUUACAUAUGGGUGGCCUGCGAGGGGGAGUUUGCCGCAGACAAAGAGAACAUAGGCCCCAUUCAGUACAUCCCAGCAGAUCUUCCACCAGGAUUCAAAACCUCUCGUCUACAUACCGCGGACCACAUACCUUACGCCACCAGAAACUUACCUGACCACGUUCCUGGGCCUCUGAUUGCUGUGUAUUUCGAGAAUCCACGACGUGGCCUUGUAAUCAAUGUAGAAUGCCGUAUCUGGACCCGGGAUAUUUACUACGAUCGCAAUAGCAACGUAGGACGAGCUCGUUUUGAAUUGUACAUCGACUAA